Molecule: messenger RNA, 2023 nt
Organism: Diorhabda carinulata
Lineage: Eukaryota; Metazoa; Arthropoda; Insecta; Coleoptera; Chrysomelidae
Gene: usp
Product: retinoic acid receptor RXR
Exons: 9
Coding region: 479-1756 (425 amino acids)
Biological process (GO): positive regulation of transcription by RNA polymerase II; cell differentiation; anatomical structure development
Cellular component (GO): nucleus; activator ecdysone receptor complex
Molecular function (GO): nuclear receptor activity; zinc ion binding; RNA polymerase II cis-regulatory region sequence-specific DNA binding
Source: RefSeq, a predicted model, not a curated record
CUCGUUUUCUACCGCGUCGACUGGGAUGUUAACAUUCGAAAUAAAAAUCAGACGUUCCGCGACUUACGAAGUGAAACAGCGCAGUUUUUAUGUUAACAAUAAUUUUGUGAAGGGCGAUCAAGAUAAAUAGAUAAAAAUGUCUCGGGGUAAAAACAUUCGAUUUUUCUAAUUUAUACACAGUGGAGUAGAUUUGUGUUGUGCAGCGGAUAUUGAUAAAAGAAAUAUUAUCAAAUGUUGGCGCAAUUGUUUUGACGGCGCGGCAGUCUGUUUAUACCAAAUAUUUAUAUACUAUUACUCAGUUUUUAGAGUUUUUUUUUAAAAGAAAUUAUAAAUUUAGCGAUAAAUAAGUCGUGGAAAAAAUGCAAUAAUAAUUUCAUCAUUUUUAUUAACUGUACGAAAAGUUGCUGAACACCAAAAAUUUUAUCUGUGAACAAUUAGGUGCAUUGUGUUAAAUAUUGUGAAAAGUGUAAAAUAAAUCAUGAUCAAAAAGGAAAAACCCAUGAUGUCAGUAGCUGCUAUUAUACAGGGCCAAGCAGAACAUUGGAGCAGAACUCUAGCUGGUUUUGGGAAUUCGCAUGUAUCUUUAGCACUUAGCAUCGACCCGAAUCUUUCUAUGGGUACUUUAGGACCGCAAUCUCCGCUAGAAAUCAAACCAGACGCAUCUACGUUAAACCAAUUUAGCCCUCAAGGACCAAACAGUCCGGGAUCUUUCAACCUUGGCCAUGGUAAUUUACUGAGUCCCGCAGGAUCACAGAAAGCUAACUCGCCAUAUCCUCCCAACCAUCCCUUAAGCGGUUCUAAACACUUGUGUUCAAUAUGUGGAGAUAGAGCUAGUGGGAAACAUUACGGGGUGUACAGUUGCGAAGGAUGUAAAGGAUUUUUCAAAAGAACUGUGAGGAAGGAUUUAUCGUAUGCCUGUAGGGAAGAAAAAAAUUGUAUAAUCGAUAAAAGACAAAGAAACAGGUGUCAGUAUUGUCGAUAUCAAAAAUGUCUUGCAAUGGGUAUGAAGAGAGAGGCUGUGCAGGAAGAAAGACAAAGAACAAAAGAUAGAGAUACAUCGGAAGUAGAAUCCACUUCAAAUAUUCAAACCGAGAUGCCUAUAGAAAGGCUCCUAGAAGCAGAAAGAAGAGUUGAGGCUAACGAUCCGGCCGGUUCACUUGAUAAUACGAAUAUCUGUCAAGCUACAAAUAAGCAACUAUUGCAACUAGUCGAAUGGGCCAAACUUAUACCACACUUUACCUUACUUCCAGUUUCAGAUCAAGUGCUGUUGUUACGAGCGGGAUGGAAUGAACUUUUGAUAGCCGCGUUUUCCCACAGAUCUAUACAAGCUCAAGAAGGGAUCGUUUUAGCUACAGGACUUAUAGUUAAUAAGACAACUGCUCAUUCCGUAGGGGUUGGUAAUAUCUACGAUAGGGUAUUAUCAGAACUUGUAAAUAAAAUGAAAGAAAUGAAAAUGGACAAAACAGAAUUGGGAUGUCUUAGAGCCAUAAUACUUUACAAUCCUGACGUACGUGGUUUGAAAUCAGUACAAGAAGUAGAAAUAUUGAGAGAGAAAAUUUAUGGUGUACUGGAGGAAUAUACUCGUACCACACAUCCAAACGAACCUGGAAGGUUUGCAAAACUAUUACUUCGUUUACCAGCACUGAGAUCGAUAGGACUUAAAUGUUUGGAACAUUUAUUCUUCUUCAGGCUAAUUGGAGAAGUAUCUAUCGAUACUUUUUUAAUGGAAAUGUUGGAAAAUACUUCGGAUUUAUAAAUACUAUGUUAACAGACUGGCAAUAUUGGAUAUAUUGUACAACGUCUAAAGUUCCGGAUUAUAUUUGUGUUAUUUGUUGAGUAGAAUCAUCUACACCAGUGUUACAUUGAAAUAUAAAUAAAUCUACGUUAAAUUAUAAAUGAAACUUCUUUCUUUUAAUACUAAAUUUUACAUUUGUGUUAUAAUAAAUGUUAUAUAAUGAUUUUAUAAAAAUUCCAGAUUUAAUGAUUAUUAGUAUUAAUGUAAUAAAAUAUGAUCAUUAAAUAA